GGUGUUUUACUGGACCCGCAGCAGUUAAAUGGAUGUGCAACACACUUUCCCUCUGGCUCUCAUUCACAUGUCUUUAUCAGAGGUCUGCAGCGCUAAUCCUCUUAAAUUCUAGUCAGCAGAGGCGGAGCAAACCUCUCAUUGCGUUUUACAGUUUCCUCCCCGCUCAUUUUACCGUACGAGGCUUGCUUUUGAGGCGGGGGGCGCACGGCCGACGGACUUCACCGCAAUGUGUAGUAGUGUUGUGGUUUUUCUGUAGAGUAGCUGUGUGAAACGGUGUGUCGGAGAGAGGGAGCAGAUGCGGCACUUGCCAUGACUUGUCCCAGGAAGCAGAGCUUUCACGCGGCGUUGAUCUUCCUGUUUGUCGCCCAGCUGACUGCAGGUCUUAAGUGUGUGUGUCAUCUGUGUGCCAACCACACCUGUGAGACGAGCGCAGACGGCGCCUGCUGGAACUCUGUGAUGCUGAUCGACGGGAAGGAGGAGACGGUAAAGUCCUGCCUGUCGCCCUCCGAGAUGAAGGGCCAGGUCUUCUGCUACAGCUCCCGUAACGUCUCCAAGAGGAACUGCUGCUUCACUGACUUCUGCAACAACGAGACUCUGCACAUUCACCCAGAGAGGCCUUUGGAAGAACCAGGCUGGAGCAGGCUGCAGCUCACUGUGGUGAUCGUGGUGCCGUCCUGCCUGCUGUGUGUGGGGAUCCUUCUAGGUGUGUUUGUUGUGCAGGGCCACCACUGUGCCUACAGCCGAGCCCACAAGCAAGACCCAGAGGAGCCUCUGGAUGACCAGAUGCUCAUGUCACCUGACAAAUCUCUCAAAGAUCUGAUCUAUGAUAUGAGCACCUCAGGCUCUGGAUCAGGUCUGCCACUGCUGGUCCAGAGAACCAUAGCUCGGACCAUUGUCCUGCAGGAGAUCAUAGGGAAGGGUCGAUAUGGUGAGGUGUGGCGGGGCAAAUGGCGAGGAGAGGAUGUGGCGGUGAAGAUCUUCUCCACCAGGGAUGAGAGGUCCUGGUUCCGUGAAGCAGAGAUUUAUCAGACCAUCAUGCUCAGACAUGAAAACAUUCUGGGCUUCAUUGCUGCUGACAACAAAGAUAAUGGCUCGUGGACUCAGCUCUGGUUGGUGUCAGAGUAUCAUGAGCACGGCUCCCUGUAUGACUAUCUGAACAGGUACACAGUUUCGACGGAGGGCAUGAUCAUCCUGGCUUUGUCAAUAGCCAGUGGACUGGCACAUCUCCACAUGGAAAUCAUUGGCACGCAGGGGAAGCCUGCCAUUGCUCACAGAGACCUAAAGUCUAAAAAUGUCCUGGUGAAAAAGAACGGCACAGCAGUCAUUGCAGAUUUGGGUUUGGCCGUGAAACAUGACUCCAACACCAACACCAUAGACAUACCGUCCAACCACCGAGUGGGAACCAAGAGGUACAUGGCCCCAGAAAUCCUGGAUGAGUCAAUCAAUAUGAACAGCUUUGAGUCAUUCAAGCGGGCGGAUAUCUACUCGCUAGGCCUGGUGUUCUGGGAACUGGCCCGAAGAUGCUCUGUGAGGGGACUUCAUGAAGAUUUCCAGCUGCCUUAUUACGACCUGGUGCCUUCAGAUCCCUCAGUCGAGGACAUGAGGAAGGUGGUGUGUGAUCAGAAACUCAGACCCAACAUUCCCAACCAGUGGCAGAGCUGUGAGGCCAUGCGAGUGAUGGGCAAACUGAUGAGAGAGUGCUGGUACACUAACUCCGCCGCCCGACUCACUGCGCUACGAGUCAAGAAAACCGUGUCCCACCUGUCCGCCAUCAAAGACGUCAAAGAAUAGUUAGAUUUGUUGUCCUGCAGAUCAGAUCACUGGUGCUGGCACUGGUGCAUCAAGAGUAACUGGGAGCAAAAACAGGGAGAACCUGUUCUCUCUAACUGCCUGAGGCUGCCCUCUUCAGGACACGACCACACUGUUCACCCUUAGAGAGCUUCAUCAGGUUGUUGUUGGUGCCAAAGUAUAAUUGUUGAUGUCUGUGGCUGCUUUGCACACUGACACCUAAUCAACCAAUCUGAACCAAACAGCUAAACUUUAGGUGGAAAGAGCCAUAUGAAAUAAGAUGAAAUAAGAAUAUGUUUAAUGUAUGUACAGAUUAUUUUGCUACCUCACACAUUUAAGUGCCCAAAGCUUGAAGUUGCACAUUGUGAUGUUUUUGUGCCAUAUCUUGUAGCAAACACAGUAUUGCUGGGUAGGUAGUGUGCUAACUGACAAUCACAAAGGAUAUUGGAUUAAAAAACUAACUGGUUCUGACUGGUUUUAAAUGACACACAUACAAUUAUACCAGUAUUAUUGUACAUAAACAGUUUGAUGAAAGCUCCACACUUAACAGAAAUGCAGCAGUGCAUUUACAACUAAAGAGAUUCCUUAGCUAAAUAUAUCCAAGGGUUUUUUUAAAAACUGUGAUUUAAAACUGUGAUCUAGGUCUUAUUAUUGAUUGUUAGCUGUUCAGUGUGACUCUAUAGAUGACAAUGACAGUCGGUACAGUGGUCAGUCAGUCCAGUCCAAAUAACUCCACAACUACAUUUGGUGCAGACAUUCACAUUACUCAGAAGAUGAACUCUGUGCCACUAGAUGGGCACUAGAGUAGAGCUGAAGUUCAUAGAGACAAACUAGUCUUCUUGUAAAAAGUUGUGUGUAAAAGGUUUUGCUUUACAUAACAGCUUGAUCUUUUUCUGGCACCAUCCUCGGGCCAAACCUUUCUUUUUGACUGAUGGUCUAAGGAUUUCAAAGAUGUCUCUCCAUUUUAACAGCCUCUCAACUAGCAGUAAAACCACCCCUGUAUCAUUCUUAAUCUAAAGAGAAGUAAAGCUAGGAAGUCCUACAAAGUAUUUUUCACAUUUAACACUUUCACACUUUCGGUUGCUUAAUAGAGCAGCUCUCUGACAGCUGAAUGCUAGUUUUCCGAUAAACAGAAGCUCAUUCAUGAAUGGGAAAAUGUAUGUUCUGUUUUCUUAAAUAUAUAAUAUUCACACUAGAAACAUUAAUUCAAAUUAUACAAUUUAAAGAACCCUAUUCACACUUAAGAGAUUCUGACAAACAAACAUCUUAAUUUCAGUAGAGUUAACACUGGCUCAAGGUGUUGUUUGUAGUUUUUUAAACAGGGAAAAGUAACAAAUUAUUUUAUUUGUCUUAUAAGACUGACUCAAUUUUACAGAGGGUUUCCUAUGGUACCACAUAGUGAUGAUAACAGCAACAAUAAGACACAUUUAUUAAAAAAAAAAAACUACAAAAAAGACAAAAUGCUUGUGUAAAUAGCAAAUAUAAAGCUGUGUUAAUAGUGUGCAUUAGCAGUGGUAGUAAAUCAAUUACCAUUUCCGUACCAUUUCACUUGGGGAGCACAGUUUGGGUAAUGGUUGCACAUUAGGAUGACUAAUGCCACUGUCAGACGUGGCCUGUAAAGCCUUGUCAUAACAGGCUUAGGGAAAGUGCACACGGGUAAAUCUGUACAACAUGUGUGCUCAUAUGCUCCCACGUGUGCAGGUGUGCCCGUGUGUGCAUGUUUCUGUGUGUGUCAUAUCAUGUCAAAGGAUCCCUUAUUUAAAGAUGUGAAACUGAUUCAUCACUGUAGUUUUUGUGAAACUGUGAAACUGCUGCUGUGGAUAAAAAACUUACUAUGUUUCUCAUACACCAUGGCUUUAAAUUCAUGUCUAGCUCAGUUCAUUGUUUUUAGUUACUAAGGUGAGUUACAUACUUCUAUAUAGCUGCUUAGUAUCAGUGUUGACACAUACUACAAUAUGUAAGUAUUUUCCAGUCAUAAAGGUAUCAGAAUUACUGGAUGAAAUUGUAUGUAGUGUCAGCUAUAUUGCCUCUUAAAAAUAAGCUAUGUACAGUAGCCUGUGGCUGUCUUGGCAAAUAUCAGUUCAUGUGCACAUUUUUUAAAAAUGUCUUUCUUUCUGUGAAAUGAUUAGUUGACUUCAGUCAUGGAAGUGUUUGACAGUGUUGCAAAGAAUAGGAAAUAUUAAAAAUGUGCUAUGUCAGUGUCUAGCUCUGCCUCUGCCCUCUGAAAAUACCUAUAACAUACAUUAGUUUUUGUCCACGCUGAGCCAAGCUCAUGUAUUGUCCAUUGUGUCAUAUUUGACAGGUGACACAGAGAAGAACUGAUGGCUAUGAGUACGAAAGACUUAUCAGUCAUUCCAAAAAGGAGUGACGAUCAUGUGCAAUUUCUGAUGGUGUCUUUUUUUUAUAUACUGUAUAUGAUAUAGCUCAGUAUUAAUAAAUGUGAUACUGCUUUCAUAAAA
Messenger RNA from Lates calcarifer (barramundi perch), 4247 nucleotides. RefSeq names its product activin receptor type-1C. Gene Ontology annotation, biological process: activin receptor signaling pathway; protein phosphorylation; nervous system development. The record is from RefSeq and is a predicted model, not a curated record. Lineage: Eukaryota; Metazoa; Chordata; Actinopteri; Centropomidae. Gene Ontology annotation, cellular component: activin receptor complex; plasma membrane. The coding region runs from base 310 to 1791 and encodes 493 amino acids. Gene Ontology annotation, molecular function: ATP binding; activin receptor activity, type I. The transcript is spliced from 9 exons.